This is a messenger RNA of Mesorhabditis spiculigera, 741 nucleotides long. The record is from the annotation of a GenBank genome assembly. Lineage: Eukaryota; Metazoa; Nematoda; Chromadorea; Rhabditida; Rhabditidae.
AUGGCCACCACGUGUCCACCACCCCCCUUGAAAAUGACCCCCAAAAAACGAGGGGAGAAGAAGGAGGUUCUCAGCCCGUGCAGCCAGCCGCCCUCUUUCAACCCCGGGUUGACGCACGAGAUUCCGCCAAUCCCCUGUGUGCGCUGCUGUGUGGGCAGUUCUGUGUCCCCGGGCUCGCUCGGACUGUCGCUGAACAAGGUUGGAUCGUUGAACAGGUCCCUAGCCGGGACGGGACCUCAUUCUCGUGGGGAGACGAGUUUGGAGCUCGAGGCGAUUGCGGCUGUGCAUGAGCUCUCCUUCGCCGUGCAAUCGAUCUCCGUCUCUGAAAUACUCCCCCGAACGCCGGAUCUGAUUUUUGUUAAUAUGACAACCCUAGAAGGCCAACCCUACUGCCUCGAGCUGACCCUAAAAGGAUGGCGAAUCACCUCCCAGCGCAGUGAUUGUAUGACGGGCGACUUCACGCGACUCGACUUAUUUACAAAAUACUAUGAAAGUCUCUACGCAUUAAUGGACGAUAUCUCGCCCGGAUACCGGGUGCGAUUCGGCGAGAAAUUGGCGAUGAAGCUGAAAAUGUUGCAGAGCGGCGGAGAAAUGGACUGUAUGGCACCGUGCGGAAGCUAUGCUUCACCCCCGUUAUCACUAUCCAGCGGCCCCGAAUCGCUUCAUGGAUCAACCGAUUCUCUACCCGUUGUUACCCCGGUCUCAUCGCCGACCCGGGAGUUUGAAAAAGCUUUAUUCGCA